AUGAAGGCGUUGGGGCGGUGGCUAAUGCUGGUGGGUUCUCUCCGCCUUGCCGCCGUCUGGUUUGGCUUCUUCGACAUCUGGGCGCUGCGUCUCGCCGUCUUCUCCAACGCCAAUAGUGAGCUCUCUCUCUCGCCGUCUUCUCCAACGCAAAUAGGAUAUCCUUGAUGUAAUUGAUGGAAGAGUCUUUCCGGCCACUUGGGGGAUUCUUACUCCCUGUUGAUUUGAAUCGUCUGGACAUCUUCCUGCCUGCGUUUUAGCGAAUGAAGAAGUAGAAGUGGGGAACCGGUUUGCUCCAACUGGCCGAUGAUCUGAAAUCCCUCAGGUAUAUCCAUUUAAAGAAGAUGUCAGAAGAAGAUGCCGAUCUCGGCAGUUGGUAGUUGUUAGGGCAUCCGUGCAGUUCUAUUUCAUGUUACCAGUUUUCAGAUGAGAACAAGCGGCGAGCAGAGACUUCACUGAAUCGAUCUAGCAUGGUAAUGAAUCUGGCGAUGGCACGCCACGAUAGCAGAUUUCAGACGAGAUCUUGCCUCAUCGAGCAGAAAUCAUCUAUUUCUCACAUCUUGGAUCUGACAAGGGUGGUAACCACCUAUUUUAAACAUCAAGCCGAUGAAUCAAUGAUAAAAUUGUGACGAUACAUUUCCGCCGGUCGGACAUGAUUUCUCUGCUAAAUUUGAAGUGAUUGUUCUUAGAAUCUCUCGUUCUUCUCAUUAUAAGUCCACCGGGAAACCUGUUUCUCCCUUUUUGCAGUGACGGAUGUUCACGGCAGGACAUUUGGAGUGUGGACGCUCCUAACAUGCACACUGUGUUUUCUUUGUGCAUUCAACCUUGAGAACAAGCCCCUCUACAUUGCGACCCUCCUCUCCUUCAUCUACGCCUUGGGACAUUUUCUGACCGAGUAUCUGAUCUACCACACGAUGGCCGUCGCCAAUCUGACCACCGUCGGGUUCUUUGCAGGUACUCGGCAAGAACAUUCCUGCCAUAGCUUGAAUUGUUUCAUGAUUAAUUUCCAUGCCGUUCUUUCCCUCGAUCGAUAUAAAUCCGUUUGAAUGCCUGUAUAUAUGAAUUACUACAAGAAAAAAAUAAGAAUUACUAUAGUAUUGAUUCUGCAUCGGUUCGAUGUUCAAACAGUUAUAUAAUAAGAAAAAAAUUCAGAGAGCAUAUGGCCACGCGUAUUAAUUACUAUAAGAAUUAAUUUCUUUCUCAUGAACUGGUUACUCUUUUUGACUUGUAUGUUCCGAUAAUCCUCUCAGAAUAUAUAUAUAUAUAUAUAUUCCAUGGUCUCGACACCUCUUUCUGGGGGAUCACACCAUUCCUUCCUUCAGUCUUGAGAAUAGUCCCGUAAUGAUUAUUACAAACUGUAAUUAUAAAAAUGGGCUUGCUGAUUAUUCCCAACAAAUCUUGAGCUGGAUGGUCUAAUAAUUCAUUAAAAAAUAUCAGAGAAUUUAAGGCACGCCUUCUUUUUCCAUGGUCUGUACAUGUUAUAUGAUCUUCAGACAUACCCUUGGAGGAAUCGAAAUAGAUAUCAUAUGGUUGAGGAGCUUAAUGUCACAAAGUCAAAACCUUCCAUGUUUCAUAUUUGGACGUCGAGUUAAAUAGUGGGUAAUAGUUGCAAUAGACUUUGCUGCAAAAGUCAACAGGGUUUUUGCUCGGAUGUGCAGAAACCCCUCUGUUGAGGUUCAUCUCAUUGCCCAUCACAAUUUGAUGGCGAGGUCCACUUGGUAGUGCGCCCUGUGGGGAUCAUUAAUCUCUUGACAGAUAGUGUCCCCAGAUGAUCAAUAAAAGUCAACCUCCAUUGAAUGCUUUGUUUGAUGCUAGUCAAGGACAGGGUCUCUGUCACCGGACGGUAUAGAUUGACCUUCUGGGUUGAAGGUUUUGUUCAUUUUAUUGACGUAACCUCUUCUGAUUCUGUUCAGGAACAUCAAUCAUAUGGAUGCUGCUCCAGUGGGAAGCUCACAUGUCUCCGCCCACAGCCUCCAAGAAAGAUUGA
Spirodela intermedia is the source of this 1984-nucleotide messenger RNA. Lineage: Eukaryota; Viridiplantae; Streptophyta; Magnoliopsida; Alismatales; Araceae. The record is from the annotation of a GenBank genome assembly.